AUGAAUCCCGAGAGGAAAAGUAUCCAUAAUUACAAGUUUGUGGAACCUCCAUUGGUUGUGUUGAGAGGACUUGAGGCACGUUUAGACCUGACUCCUAAAGACGCCUUCAAGGAAACGUAUGGUAACUUGCUGGGAAUUUUGAACACCGAGGUCAACAUCACCGCUGUCCACACCUUGGUGCAGUUCUACGGUCCACCACUAAGGUGCUUUACUUUCCAAGACUAUCAGCUAGCGCCAACAUUGGAAGAGUAUUCUCAUAUUUUGGGAAAUAAGGAGAUAGAAUUGAACCUGAAACCAAAGGGUGGAAUCCAUGGCUUCACCUCUAAGUUUCUCGUAGACAAAGUUAUCACUUUCACUGAAGCUGGAAGUUGGACGACCUUCAAUGCCCAUCUAGCUUUACUCAUCUAUGGGAUUGUGCUGUUUCCGAACAUGGAGGAGUUCGUGGACUUGGUUGUUAUUCACAUCUUCUUGACUCAAAACCCGAUUCCCACUCUCCUUGCUGAUACUUACUAUUCCAUUCACGUAAGGACCCAGAAGAAGAAAGGGACUAUCGUCUGUUGCACCCCUUUACUGUAUAGAUGGUUUAUUUCGCAUCUACCCAGUGAAGGUCCCUUCAUUGAGAACAAAGAUAAUCUGAAGUGGUCCAAGAGGAUCAUGACCUUAAAAGCCGAAGACAUUCCUUGGUAUUCUCGAGUGUACGAUGGUGUCAAGGUUAUUCUAAAUUGUGGGGACUUUCCUAAUGUGCCUCUUCUUGGCACAAAAGGAGGAAUCAACUACAACACGAGGUUAGCAUUACGGUAA
This is a messenger RNA of Lathyrus oleraceus (garden pea), 801 nucleotides long. RefSeq lists its product as uncharacterized. The transcript has 2 exons. Lineage: Eukaryota; Viridiplantae; Streptophyta; Magnoliopsida; Fabales; Fabaceae. The record is from RefSeq and is a predicted model, not a curated record. The coding region runs from base 1 to 801 and encodes 266 amino acids.